Salvia hispanica is the source of this 954-nucleotide messenger RNA. RefSeq lists its product as uncharacterized. The record is from RefSeq and is a predicted model, not a curated record. NCBI's taxonomy places the organism in Eukaryota, Viridiplantae, Streptophyta, Magnoliopsida, Lamiales, Lamiaceae.
UGCAAAAAACUUACCUUUUCUUGAAGAUAUUCUCUCUCUCUCUGUGGAAAUUUCAAACGUUAGAAGUAAGUAGCUUUCACUGCCAAUCCAACAGCUACAGUUUUCCAAAAUUUCCAAAAUUUUCAUGUGGCCUUGCAUACAUAUUAGCUGGCCUUAACGUUUUCACACAUUAUGCAAUGUGAAUAAAAAAUCACUAUAAAAUCAAAAACAGAGAUAUACUAUAUCAUUUGCUAGACAAUUUCAUUGUGUUAUUUGCUCUCUCUCUGCAAAUUCAAGAUCAUUUCCAAGGCAAAGAUGAAUGAUUCUGCAGAUGAUUAUAGCCAUGAAUUUGAUUAUCAGUCAGAUUUCACACAGUUCUUGAAAGAAGCCAAAAACAGCACCUUCCAAGUGAAUCUAAAUGGAGUAGAGAAAAAGGAGACAAAACAGUUGGAUUGGGAGAAAAAGCACAGGAAAUCAUGGAAAAAAUCCCUAUUUUCUUGGUUGAAGAAUGGCACUAGAAGUAAAAGUAAAACACUCAAUCAACCAUCUCACUCUCACACCACUUGCCCCGCCUCGAGGGCGAAGCGUGCCAACAUGUCGGGGCCAAUCAGACGAUCUACUGGUGUUGUCGGUGCAUCGUCUGAAAGGACCCGACGUGCGGCAUCCGGGCCCCUGGCCGGGCUUUUUGGUUCGACCGGGAGCCCGAAAGGAGCAUACAUGUGCCUUGGAGAGAUUAAAGAGGAGAAGAUUCAAGCUUAUGGGCCUAUAUAUAUGGUCACAUAGUUUUGUUUGAUUUUUAAGGUUAAUUUCGGGAUAUAGAAUUUAUUGAAUUUUGGAUGAGUUGAGACAGCAAUUGGAUAAUUGUUUGGUGCCAUCUUGUGGUAGACCACAUAUUUUGCUUGCAGUUGGAUCAACAUGGCAUAUUGGCAAUGGCACCCCUAAUAAAAGUUAAUGUUUUUAUUACCCUACAAAAUA